AAAACACAAAGAGGAUGAAGAAGAAGAGGAGCGCACCACUUUUAAAACAGAAGAAGAAGAAGUGGAAGUUAGUUUAUCACAACCUGCGGCAACUGAUGGGGAGCUACCCUGAGUUAUGUUCAAUCAAAGGAGGAGUCAGAAAACACAGAGAGCUCUACAUCUGAUCAGGAUGAUGAGGAGCCAGAAGGGCCAGUUGCAGGAGAUCCCAUUGACCUCUUCUCAGCUGCGUCCAGCACUCCUUUUACGCUUCCAAAAGGACCAGAUAUUUCAAGGUCCGAAGAACAUGGCCCUGUUCAGCCAAGUUCCACAAACUUCCCCAUAACUCAGCAUGGAAUGAGAAAGAGGUCUUUUCACAGCUCCUGGUACAAAGACUGUUCUUGGUUAGAAUAUUCUGUUAUUAAAGACUCUUCCUACUGCUUUGCCUGUAGGCAUUUUUCCUUGCCUAAUGCACCAGACAGUGUCUUUGCCUCGCGUUCUGGUUUCUGUUAUUGGAAAAAGGCAUUGUACAAGGAGUCUGGAUUUAAACUUCACUCAAAGUCAGAGCACCACGUAAAUGCAAUGUAUGCAUGGAGUCAAUAUAAAAGGGCUAUUGAGGGAAAUACAACCAUGCUAAAUUCUAUAAACCCAAACCGGAAAAAGUGGUGGAAGAAAACCGGUAUUAUAUUAAAACAAUAGCCGAUGUUCUUCUGUUGACUGCAACACAGAAUAUUGCUCAAAGGGGGCAUCGAGAAUCUGAGGACUCUAAAAAUAAGGGAAACUUUUUGGCUAUAUUGAAUGAAAUAGCAAAAUAUGAUCAGUUAAUUGAAAAAAAGCUUAGAGGAUGUGGCAAUGCAAAAUACACAAGUCAUCAAAUCCAAAAUGCAAUUCUUCAGUGCUUAGCAGAGAUGGUACAGACCGAAAUCAUAAAAGAAGUGAAGGAAUGUGAAGCAUUCAGUGUUAUUGCAGAUGAAACAAAAGACUUCCUAAAAAAGGAACAAAUAUCUGUAGUUGUACGAUAUUAUUACAAUGGUGUCAUCCAUGAAAGCUUCCUAUGUUUCCAGGCAGCUGAAAGCCUUAAUGCAGCGGGUCUUAGUGAAAUGAUCAUUAACUGUCUUGAGAAACAUGGUCUGGACUACAUAAAUAACCUAGUGGGACAGGGUUAUGAUGGUGCAUCCGUCAUGAGUGGGAAGCAUUCCGGUGUAUCUGCCAGAAUUCAGAGCAAUGCCAAAUUUGCAUUUUAUGUUCAUUGUAACGCACAUUGCUUGAAUUUAGUCCUUGUUGAUGCUACCAAAGCAGUUCCUAAGGUCGUUGACUUUUUUGCACUUCUACAGCAGCUGUAUAACUUUGUGUCUGGCUCUUAUGUUCAUCUUAGGUGGCUUGAUGUACAGAAAGAGUUGUAUCCAGCAGAAAAGCCCAGGGAGCUCCAGGCACUUUCGGAUACAAGGUGGGCCUGCAAGUACACGGCAUGCCGUACCAUGAAAGAUAGACUUCCAGCAGUUCUGAGAUUGUUGCAGGAUAUUGCACUUGAGAAAAAAGGUGAAAGAUCAGUGGAGGCAAGGGGUCUGCUUCUUCAAAUAGAUGUGCAAUUCUUAGGUCUUUUGGUUACCUUUUGUAAAGUGCUAGGUGAUGCCAAAUGUCUUUCUGACAUGCUCCAGACCAGCACUCUUGAUCUAAGAAGAGCUACAGAUCUAGUAGGUGCUCUUAGAGACACUUUCCAGGACUACAGAAAUGAAAAGUACUUUGAUGAACUAUGGAAAGAGGUCGAGGAGCUUGCUAAGAAGAGCAAAAUUAGUGUAAAAAUUGACAGAAGACAUCUAAGUUUAAGUUUAAAAUUUCUUGACUCACUUGUAAUGAGCAGUAUAGGACAGAGAAAAGGUGAUGAUGAUGGCUUCCCCAGAUCACUCUUUAAUCAGGUGCUUGACUGUCUCAUAGUGGAGUAAAAGAGGCAUUUUUCAAAGAAAAACUGUGAGAUCAUGCAAGGAGUGCAGUCUCUAAACCCCAAAAGUGCAACUUUCUUGAAUGUGGAACCUCUGAUUGCUUUUGGACAGAUCUUUGAGUCAGAUUUAGAUGACCUGAAACAUGAGGUGCACCAAGCAAAGUGUUUGCUUGAUCAGAGAAUAAAGAGUGAUUUAGACACGCCUUCUACUUUGCUUGAUUUUCUUGUGUUUCUUGAACCUUAUCAAGAGGUUUUGUGUGAAUUAUUCAAACGUUGCAAGAUUGCUGUUGUUAGUCCAGUUAGUACUGCUUCUUGUGAGAGAAGCUUUUCUGCUUUAAAAUUGAUUAAAACUAACCUAAGGACAACAGUGGCUGAUGCCAGGCUAAGUCACAUUGGAAUACUUACUUAGUAUAGAGUCAAGGAGGGCACUGGGCCUCAAAAUUGAAGACUUUUGUAACAUAUUUUGCUUCAUCUCACAACAACAGAAGGAUUCUACUUUUAUAACUGCAUGAAGGAGUUUUGUGUUUCUGGUCAUGUUUUAGCUCUUCACUGACUUGUACCAAUGACAGUUUAGGAGUCAGUACAUUUGGUCAUAGCUGCAUUAAGUUAAUGUCAACAUGGUUUUCGUUAUUAUUUGUACUUUCAAACAUGGCUGAUCAUUGUCCAUUUGAAAGACACAUUUAUGCCCAUGCUUAAAGGCAUACUAUGCAACAUUUUUCAGUUAAUUAAUGUGUUCCAUACCGUUUUGGAUGAUUAAAUAAGUCAU
This is a messenger RNA of Fundulus heteroclitus (mummichog), 2681 nucleotides long. Its product is annotated as zinc finger MYM-type protein 1-like. NCBI's taxonomy places the organism in Eukaryota, Metazoa, Chordata, Actinopteri, Cyprinodontiformes, Fundulidae. The transcript is spliced from 3 exons. The coding region runs from base 885 to 1919 and encodes 344 amino acids. The record is from RefSeq and is a predicted model, not a curated record.